Messenger RNA from Aureobasidium namibiae CBS 147.97, 4908 nucleotides. Its product is annotated as ARM repeat-containing protein. Gene Ontology annotation, biological process: proteasome assembly. Gene Ontology annotation, molecular function: molecular adaptor activity. The record is from RefSeq and is a predicted model, not a curated record. Bases 1 to 4908 code for a protein of 1635 amino acids. Gene Ontology annotation, cellular component: nucleus; cytoplasm. The transcript has 4 exons. Lineage: Eukaryota; Fungi; Ascomycota; Dothideomycetes; Dothideales; Saccotheciaceae.
AUGGCUACCGAACAAUCUCCUGAGGCCAAGGAGUUGUCUCUUGUAGGCAAAGUGGAGAUGCGUAUAGCACUUGCAGAUGGCGAUCAGAAGUUGCAAGCCACUCUCAAUACCUACUUGGCACCCCUACUUCUUAAACUCGCCUCUGAGCAUAUGAGCGUUCGAAACAAGGUCAUCAGCAUCUGUCAACAUAUUAACCUUAGGAUAAAACCAGAGUCUAUCAAACUACCCGUUGCCGCUCUUGUUGAACAGUUCAAAUCAAAUCCAAACACACCACUCAUCCGCCACUUCGAUCUCCUGUACAUUCAGACCGGUGUCCGACGCAUGUCAUUUGUCGAAAGCACAGCUCUGUUCCCUGUCGUAUUGCAAAGUGUUGCUUCUGCAGGCAAGACAUCCCCUACUCAUGGAGCUCAAAUGUUUAACCUGCUCCUCCAGCUAUUGAAAUACUUCAAACUCCCUCCAAGAGGUACUAAGGAGGAUGAUGAGCUGCGUUCGACUCUCCGUCUCAGUACUGAAGAUACAUCAUUCUUGGCGUUUUGGUUUGGAAGGUUGAUAUUGUUCUCUGUGGUCAAGGGCAGCAGUAACACUGCCUCAGUAACUUGUCCCGGCCUCAGACCAAGCGAGUAUUCCUUCUUGACGUUGCAAAACAGAGAGGAUGUCUGGAGCCCUGCUUCUCCCAUGGGGCUCAACUUGCUCGAGACCAAGUCGAGCGUUGCCAAAGUUCUUGCAAGUGGAAUGUUCACAGACACGGAGCGUGUUCUGCCUGCUUUGUUCGCUUCUACUGAAUCAACUUCCGAGAUCGGUGAGGAUAUGCUGAAGAGAACACUGCCCAACAUCUCACUCGAAGACUCAGACUUUGUCCAAUCUCUGUAUACCUUGUAUUUCGGCGAUGAAGGUGUCAACUCACAAAAGAGAGUCCGAGUGCCACUACAGCUGAAAAUCCUUGGUUUGUUUGCAAAGUCAACAAUAAGCACCACAUUCACCGAACAAAUCGUCAGACUUGUCAAUGAUGGCAUUGCAAGCUCGAAUAACGACAACCCUUCUUCGCUCGGAAGAGAGGCAACAAAGCUUCGUGCGGCCAUCUUUGUCUACAUCAACUUCGUGUCUCGUUUUGGUAGUCAGGAAAGUCUUUACGCCAUUGCCCCACGUGUCCUCGGAAGAUUGCGAGAGUACAUCGAGGGACAGAGCUGGCCGAAGCCCAGUCAAAAUGAGGAUCUCGUCUCUCGUGGGUACGCCUACGAGGUAAUUGGCCUUCUGGCUAAAGCUGGUCCCAAAAACCUGGUAGUCGAGCCGAAUCUGGAUAUCCUUCGCUGGCUCUUAGAAUCCUUAGCCCUGGACACAACUUCAGGCUCGGUUACUGUUAGCAUCGAGGAGUCGCUCUCGAGUAUGCUGGGAGCGUUUAUGUACAAAUCUGGAACACCGCAACGGCGCAGUACUCGCUACGUCGCUGUCCGAUACGCCAACCGCUGCCUUCCUUAUGCCUCUGUGAAAGCUCGCUGGGUCAACCUGCUAGCCAUUGCUGCUGAGGCCACAGAUAGACAAGAAGUCAUCGAGGAAGGCAGACGUGGACUUAGCCCCUACUGGUACCGGAUGCUCAAUGGUUCGAUCGGCACUUCUCAAACAGAUGAAAGUGUCCAGUUUCCUCCUUUCCAAGACUUGAUGAAUUAUGUCUUCUAUCAAGUGAACACGGAUCUCACAGGCUUGUCUGAAGCCCGUGAUCCAGCAAAGGCGGUCGAACAACUUUUCCAGCGACACCCGAGCGCUUUCAUGGAUACUAUUAAAUACUGUCGCCGCGUGUUCAUGCACGACGCCAUGUCUAAGAGCUCAACCCAGGUUAAGCUAGAUGCUGACUGGGAAUACAAAUUCGAUACUGCUAUCGAGAAUGACGAGCAGAUCCGACGUACUGUCACAGAGCGCAUUGCACAGCUUGCCUCUGAAGGACGCAGUGCUGCCACGGACCUGCAGCUUAUCUUGCGGGCGUUCUCUGUCAGUGUAUUGAUUCGUGAGAACAGCAAAGUUAAGGUCGAAGACGCAGACAAACUAUUCCUCGAUCUUUGUGCUCUCAGUCCCGAUUCACUCGUCGAAACGGUUGCUCCACAGUUUGCUGGUCUGAUCCCAUCUGUUUUCUCGAACAAGCUCACUACAAGACAAUCUGCUGCCCACGCUUUCGGUCUGCUUGCUUCCCAUCCCAAGAACCAAGCCGAUCGCCCGGCAGAAGUGUUGCAGGUCGUACAACAGCUGUUGAGCAAGACCUCGAAUUGGCGUGAAGCUGUGGGAGCAGCAGCAAAUCAAGUCCAUGGUGCUGUGUCUGCCUUAGGUUUCUUCUACAGCAGAUACGCUUUGAGAGGUGGUAAUGACUUCGAGUCUUCAGCUCCAUUCUUGGAGUACAUAGCCAAUGUGGUGGAAAUUCUUCUCCAUUCCACAGACAAGAUUCUACAGGAGUCAAGCUACACUGCAAUUGGUGAUUUAUGCCUCUUCCAAGCAGUCAAGCCAACUAUCUUCGAGAAGUUGGGUGGAUUUAAAGCCAUCAUCGACAAGACGGCCGAUAUUGCCAAGGGAGGCAGUGAGAGUGCAGCACUGGCUGUCGGACAGAUGGCCACCGUACUCGAAGAAAUAGAGAUCGAAGUAACCUCCGAGGAGAAGUCACUCCUUGAGCAUACGUCUGAGCGUCUGCAUCAACUGCAUGAUAUUCGACAAGCCGAGACGCAUUUCUCGGUAGGUGAGGCUUUGAGCUACACAGCGGUCGGUUGGAGGUCCAAAGCUCUUGUUCACCGUAUUGACGUAGAGUCUUCGGUACCAACUGGACCCGAGCGGACAAAUGCCUUGCGCAAGCUGCUUGACAGGACGCUUGAAGAUUGCAAGCAAACUAAGCCUUCGCUCAAGAAAGCAUCAGUAAUCUGGCUGCUAUGUCUAGUGCAAUUCUGCGGUCAUCUGCAAGAGGUGCAGAGUCAAUUGGCCGCCUGCCAGGUUGCCUUUAAGAAGUGUCUUUCUGAUCGUGACGAACUGGUCCAGGAAACUGCUUCGAGAGGCCUUGGUCUUGUUUACGAAAAGGGAGAUAGAAGCUUGAAGGAUGAUCUGGUCAGAGAUCUGAUCGGAUCUUUCUCUUCUGACAACAAGGCACAGCUUGCUGGAAGCGUCACUGCCGAAACGCAGCUCUUUGAGCCUGGAGCCCUCCCGACCGGUGAUGGGUCUGUGACCACCUACAAAGAUAUCAUGAGUCUCGCUGCGGAAGUUGGAGACUCCAGUCUGGUAUAUCGAUUCAUGUCUUUGGCAUCUAGCAAUGCUAUCUGGUCUAGUAGAGCCGCAUUUGGCAGGUUCGGGCUCAGCAACGUCUUGUCAGAUUCGAGUGUCGACGGCUAUCUCGCCAGCAACCCGAAGCUAUAUCCCAAGCUCUACCGAUACAGAUUUGAUCCUAACCCUAACGUUCAAAGAUCCAUGACUGAUAUCUGGAAUGCACUGGUCAAGGACUCUACAGCAACCAUUGAUUCGCACUUUGACGCCAUCAUGGACGAUCUCCUGUUGAACAUUCUCGGCAAAGAAUGGCGAGUCCGCCAAGCUUCAUGCGCGGCGAUCGGUGAUCUCGUUCAAGGUCGGCCUCUGGAAAAAUACGAAAGGUAUCUCGAAAAGAUCUGGGGAGUCUGCUUCAAGGUGCUUGACGACAUCAAAGAAUCGGUCAGAACCGCUGCAGCGUCUCUGGCUCGCGUUCUGACGGGCAUCCUCACGAGAUCGCUCGAGGCGGACUCCAUGGCAUCGAAGAAUGCUGCCGUGUUGCUCAAGAAUGUUCUCCCUUUCCUGAUGUCCACAUCUGGCAUCGAGUCGAGCGCCGAAGAGGUUCAAAGCUUCUCUCUGCACACGUUACUGGAGAUCAUCAAGAAGGCUAGCGGCAAGAUCUUACGGCCGUUUAUCCCUGAAUUAGUCGAACGUCUGGUGGGUCUCUUGAGUAUACUUGAGCCGCAAGCUGUCAACUACCUGCAUCUUAAUGCAAGCAAAUAUAACCUUACCGAGCAGAAAAUUGACGACAUUCGUCUAUCAAGCAUUCGUAGCAGUCCUCUGAUGGAAGCUAUCGAGCGAUGCCUCGAUCUUCUGGAUGAACCUUCUAUGGAACAACUUCAACCCCGUCUCGAAACUGCCAUGAAGGGCGCAGUGGGUCUGCCUUCGAAAGUUGGUUGCAGUCGUGUCUUGGUUUCCCUCAGCACACGGCACAACGUGCUUUUCAAGCCCUACGCAGAUCAAUUCUUGAAAUUGAUCGAGAGGCAAGUCAUCGAUCGUAACGAAACCGUGUCUAGCUCGUACGCUGCCUCGGCAGGCUAUGUCGCUCGUGGAGCAUCAGACAAACAGAUACUCCGUUUAGCCAGCUUUGCCAGAACAUUGUACUUCAAGAGCGAAGGAGACCGCGAGCAAUCGGUACCACGCCAAAGCAUUGCGGCUGCGGAGAUCAUACAAGCAAUCUCGAAACAUGCAAACGAUCGGUUUAACUCUCUUGCAUCAGAUCUCUUACCUUUCAUCUUCUUCGGCAAGCACGACUCCCACGAGCAGGUUAAAGAGAUCUUCCGUAACACAUGGGAAGAUAACGUUGGAGGCAGCCGAGCCAUCUCGCUAUACCUCAAGGAGAUCCUUGCGAUGGUCCAAGAGCAUAUGGAGUCGCCGCAAUGGGUAAUUAAGCAUACAGCCGCCCGGUCAGUUGCUGAUGCCACGACGGCCCUCGCCUCCAUGAGUAGUGGAUUCGAUAGUGCGUCCAGUCAAUUGGUAUGGCCUGUUCUUGAGAAAGCCCUAGCUGGAAAGACGUGGGACGGCAAGGAGACAGUACUCUACGCAUUCGCCAAGUUCGUGGAGAGCACCAAACACAUCUGGUCGGCCGAAGAUGCCAAUGCGAAGACAUUCGUUAAGGUAAGUGACGUUACUUGUCAUUAA